This is a messenger RNA of Lonchura striata (white-rumped munia), 2537 nucleotides long. RefSeq names its product arachidonate 5-lipoxygenase (gene ALOX5). NCBI's taxonomy places the organism in Eukaryota, Metazoa, Chordata, Aves, Passeriformes, Estrildidae. Gene Ontology annotation, biological process: lipid oxidation. The record is from RefSeq and is a predicted model, not a curated record. Gene Ontology annotation, molecular function: oxidoreductase activity, acting on single donors with incorporation of molecular oxygen, incorporation of two atoms of oxygen; protein binding; iron ion binding.
GAGGCGGCGGCGCUGGGCAGGGUCCGGGCGAAGGCAGGAGCGCGGCUCAGCGCUCCGGUGGGGCCGAGCCGAGCCGAGCCGAGCCGAGCCGAUCCGCGGGGACCAUGCCGUCCUACACCGUCACGGUGGCCACGGGCAGCCAGUGGUUCGCGGGCACCGACGACUACGUGUACCUGACCCUGCAGGGCACGGACGGCUGCAGCGAGAGGCACCUCCUGGACAAGCCCUUCUACAACGACUUCGAGCGCGGCGCGGUUGACUCCUAUGAUGUGACUGUGGAAGAAGACCUUGGAGAAAUUCAGCUAAUAAAAAUUGAGAAACGAAAAUACUGGUACCAGGAUGACUGGUACCUUAAGUAUAUCACUGUUAAAACACCAGUGGGUGACUAUUUGGAGUUCCCAUGUUACCGCUGGAUUACAGAUGAAAAGGAGGUUGUCCUUCGAGAUGGAAGAGCAAAGCUCCCCCGAGAUGACAAGACUCAGAUUCUCAAGCAGCACAGACGCAAAGAGCUCGAAUCCCGUCAGAAAAUGUACCGCUGGAAGGAGUGGCAUCCAGGCUUUCCCCUGAGCAUCGAUGCCCAUUCUCACAGUGAACUGCCUCGUGACAUCCAGUUUGACAAUGAGAAGGGAAUUGACUUCAUUCUGAACUACACAAAAGCGAUGGAAAAUCUUUAUGUUAACCGUUUCAUGCACAUGUUCCAGUCCUCCUGGAGUGAUUUUGCAGAUUUUGAGAGGAUCUUUGUCAGAAUCAGCAACACAAUCUCUGAAUAUGUGAUGCAACACUGGAGGGAAGAUUUUAUGUUUGGCUACCAGUUCCUGAAUGGAUGCAAUCCUGUGCUGAUCCGGAGAUGCACAGAGAUACCCAAGAAGCUGCCUGUGACCAUGGAUAUGGUAGAAUGCAGUCUGGAGAGGAACCUGACACUGGAGGAGGAAGUGAAGCAAGGAAACAUUUUCAUUGUGGACUAUGAGCUGCUUGAUGGUGUGGAUGCCAAUAAAACAGACCCAUGCACAAUACAGUACUUGGCUGCACCCAUCUGUCUGCUGUAUAAGAAUCUGGAGAAAAAAAUUGUACCCAUUGCAAUCCAGCUUGGUCAAAAGCCUGGACCAGACAAUCCCAUCUUCCUUCCUUCAGAUGCCACAUAUGACUGGCUGCUAGCUAAAAUUUGGGUCCGCUCAUCUGAUUUCCACAUCCACCAGACAGUGACCCACCUCUUACGGACACACUUAGUCUCAGAGGUGUUCAGCAUAGCUAUGUUCCGGCAGCUGCCUGCUGUACAUCCCCUCUUCAAGCUCUUGGUGCCACAUAUGCGGUUCACAAUAGCCAUCAAUACCAAAGCCCGAGAACAGCUUAUCUGUGAAUGUGGCCUUUUUGACAAGGCAAAUGCUACGGGGGGAGGAGGACACGUACAAAUGGUGCAGAAAGCAAUGAAGGAUCUGACUUAUAGUUCCCUCUGCUUCCCUGAGGAUAUCAAAGCUAAAGGAAUGGACAGCAAAGAGGAUAUCCCCUACUACUAUUACCGGGAUGAUGGCAUUAAGGUCUGGGAGGCUAUAAAGAGUUUUGCAGAGGAUGUAAUUCACAUCUACUAUGAGAGUGACGAGGUGGUGUGUGAGGAUGUGGAGCUGCAGGCCUUUGUCAAAGACAUCUAUGUCUAUGGAAUGAGGGGUGUGAAAGCCUCAGGGUUCCCUAAGGUGAUCAGGACACGAGAGACACUAGCAGAAUAUCUCACAGUGAUCAUGUUCACUACAUCGGCUCAACAUGCAGCUGUGAAUUUUGGUCAGUAUGACUGGUGCUCCUGGAUUCCCAAUGCCCCACCAACAAUGCGCUGCCCUCCUCCAACAGAAAAGGGCACAGUCACCAUCGAGCAAAUUGUGGAGAGUCUGCCCGACAGGGGACGAUCUUGUUGGCAUCUUGGAGCUGUCUGGGCCUUGAGCCAAUUCCAGGACAAAGAACUGUUUCUGGGCAUGUACCCAGAUGAACACUUCGUUGAGAAGCCAGUGAAAGAGGCUAUGGCAAAAUUCCGCAAGAAUUUGGAUGAGAUUGUCAACACCAUCACUGAGCGCAACAAGAACAAGAAGCUUCCUUACUACUACCUUUCCCCAGAUCGUAUUCCCAACAGUGUUGCUGUUUGAGCACAUAGCCAGGAGAGUUUGAAGGCCUGUAAAGCUGAUGGUGUUUUUCUGUUAUAUGCUUCUUCAAUUAGUUUUUCAGAAAUGGAUAAAAAACCCACCUUCUCCAUCAGAGCUUGCUUAAGUCUAUUUGAACUUUCAAAAUAAAUUUGACUGCGACAAAUCUUGCAAAAAAAAUCUAACUGAUAACCCUUUAGGUCAAAUUUGUUACAGAUUUAUUUUUCUAGGAUUUUAAAACUAAUCUUACGAUCAAUAGAUGUGUUAUCUUUCCCUUUCCUUGUCAAAACAAUGUAAUCACAGAUUCACUUACUCAAUGGAAAUAAUAUCACAAGCAAUAAGCAAGUCACAUUUUAAAAGCCUUCCUGUGCUUAAUAGGUGACAUUGGUGACAUUAAAAAAUAACAUGUAAAGC